AGAGAAAAUGGCGUCCAAGUUAUUUAGGUGACGGCUGUUUUCUCCAUUAUAUCGAUGGAAAGGAAAGCUGUUUCUCCCGAUUCUUCGACUCAACUCGCCGAGAAAAGUAAGAAGUCUGCGAAACGAAAGCAUAAACACCGUGACAGGAAGAAAAGCAAGAAGGCAAAAUCUUCCAGUCCAUCCCAGGAUAUCGAGAAUAAUGAUAUCAGUACGAGGAGUAAAAAUAAUAAGACCGGCAAUGAGAGGAUCAAACAUCUUACAGAGUUCCUAGAUGACAGAAAAGAACUUUACAAUCAGCUGUUUACCAUCGUUUCUAAGAAAGAAAUCAAGGAAAUGAUGCCGGAAAUUUUAAAGAAGCUGAGUUUCAAGGAAGUGAAGAAACUCUGUUCAGAGCAACUUGAAUCAUUUUCAAAGACACAGCUCAAGAUUAUCAUUACUGGAAAAGAUAUGGCUUCUUCUGAGGAUGAAAGUACAAAAAAGGAAGAAAAUGUUGAUGAAACACAGUUGAAGAGAAAGACCAUGAAUGAGGACAGUAAAAGAGUGGAGAGCAAAAUAAGUAAAUCAAUCAAAGAGGGGAAAGAUGAAGAAAAGAAGGAGAAAGAUAUGAUCAUUUUCCAAGAAAUGAUCACAAUUCCCAACCAAGAGGAAAUUGAUGAACUUGUGGAAGGGAACAGCACUGCUCAACAGCAAACUACAGAAGAUACAUCACAUCCUGCAGAAGGAACUGUAAAUGAAGAGGCAGAACUGAGGGAACUUGAAUUCCGUGCACGGGCGCUUGAGUCGCUGGUCCGCGCUCGUGAACGUCAGAUGAGGACAUAGAGGUGCCAUAUUUGAAGCCAUCUCUCAAGCCCAAAAACUCAAGUCCCAAAAGAGGUUUCAAAGAGCAUAUUUGAUUGAGGCUCAUAUGGACAAAGAAAAUUUGUCGUUGAGAUAUGAUCGUUAAGUUACUGUUCCAAUAAAAAACUUCUGAUGAACUAGCCAGAAGAAUUAGUAAAAAAGACUCAAGGCUUUCUAAGAUAACGAGCUUUGUCAGCCUGUGUAAGUCUGGAUAACGAACUUUGCGAGAUAAUGAUGAUGACGAUGGAGGUGGAAGUGACGCGAAUCGAAUUUCAAGUCCAUCGAGGUAGAGUCGUCUGUUUUGACAUUGUUUUCGAAUCAGACAUUAAGUAACGAUUAGUACGUAACGGGUAUGAACUCAAGGAAACUAUUCAGUGUCUAAAGAGAAAGAACUGGGAUUGAGAACUGAGUUAUUUUCCUCAUGUGGUUUCUAACAAUUAAAAACGACGUUCAGAAAAAUGCUUGUUAGCCAUUUAUUCGUGAUCGGUCGAUACGUUACACAUUUCACAGUAUUUUAGGUCA
Messenger RNA from Pocillopora verrucosa, 1359 nucleotides. RefSeq names its product caspase activity and apoptosis inhibitor 1. The record is from RefSeq and is a predicted model, not a curated record. Lineage: Eukaryota; Metazoa; Cnidaria; Anthozoa; Scleractinia; Pocilloporidae.